Messenger RNA from Pyricularia pennisetigena, 2694 nucleotides. RefSeq lists its product as uncharacterized. Bases 1 to 2694 code for a protein of 897 amino acids. The record is from RefSeq and is a predicted model, not a curated record. NCBI's taxonomy places the organism in Eukaryota, Fungi, Ascomycota, Sordariomycetes, Magnaporthales, Pyriculariaceae. Gene Ontology annotation, cellular component: nucleolus; Noc4p-Nop14p complex; small-subunit processome. The transcript has 2 exons. Gene Ontology annotation, biological process: maturation of SSU-rRNA.
AUGGCUGGCUCUCAGCUCAAGAGGUUGAAGGCCUCAUUGCGAGAGCAGGGAAUCGUCGGCCCACAAAAGUCAAAGAAGCAGAAGAAGCAGAGCGCUCAAGAUGCUCAGGCAACCAAGGAAAAGCGCCUUAAGCGGUCCGUCGCUCUGGAGGGCAUCAGGGAGCAGUUCAAUCCGUUCCAGUUUCACACCAAUGCCAGGGGCCCCAAGUUCGAGGUGACCACCAAAGCCAACACUUCAACCUCGCGAAUUAAGGGGAGGCCUGGCGUGGCGAAAUCUAUUGGUGAAGAGAGGAGGCGCGAAACUCUCCUCGCGGAGAUGCAACGAAGGAACAAGGUGGGCGGCAUCAUGGAUCGACGAAUAGGCGAAAACGACCCUUCCAUGGCGCCCGGGGAAAGGGCACUGCAGCGUUUUGCCAUGGAAAAGCAGCGCAGCCACAAAAAGGGUUCAAUCUUUGAUCUGGAGGAUGAUGGCGACGAGGUCGGCCUGACGCACAUGGGCAAGUCCCUGACGUUUGACGACGAGGAUGACUUUGACGAGGCCGAUCUUCCAUCCGAGACUGAAUCUGAAAUCGCCAAAAUCAACGUCUCGCGACUGAAGCGGAUGCGGGGUGAAGAUGACAACUCGGAUGAAGAGGACGGAGAGGAGCUUCCGGAACGGAAAAAGACGAAGCAGGAGAUUUACAAGGAGAUCAUUGAAAAGUCCAAGGCGCAUAAAUAUGAACGACAGCAGAUUAAAGAGGCGGACGAGGAUCUCAGGGAAAAAAUUGAUAGCGAAUUUGCGGAUCUGCGCAAUUUGCUGUACUCUGCCAGCGCAAAACCAGAACGCCCCGGAGUUGAGGCCGAACAGCCAAAACUUGUUGCCGGUAUGGAGAAAGACAAGUUCGAUAAGGCGUACGAUGUGAGGGUGAAGCAACUGGUGCAAGACAAGAGAGCACAGCCAUCGUCACGGACCAAGACCGACGAAGAAAAGGCCGCAGAAGAGUCAGCUCGAUUGAAGGAGCUAGAGGAGAAGCGGUUGAAGCGGAUGCGGGGUGAAGAGGUCAGCGACGAGGAAGAGCAAGAGGAUGACGAAUCUUCCAAUGACAGCAGCGACGGCGAGUCGGAAGAGGAAGAUGAAUUUCAGCUAGGAAAGGGCAUCAAGAUGCGGCCAACAGCGACCGAGCUGGGCUUUGACGAUGAGGACGAUUUCAUAAUUGACGAUGACCUGGUCGCUAGUGGUUCUGAAAUCGAACCCGAGGACUUUGGCGAGGAUGAGGAGUCUGACGCCGAGAGCUCAGGCAGCGAGGCUGGACCGGAUGGUGAUGAAUCCGAAGACGAGUUCACAAAGGGACUGUUGACAGAGACCGAAAUCAAAAAUCCCGAGUUCACAGCCACAAACGGGAACGCUAAAGACGACAGCGAUGGCGUUCCUUUCACAUUCCCAUGUCCUCAAACGCAUGCCGAGCUUUUGGAGAUAACAAAAGGAGUACCCGUGGCGAAACUUACAACGGUCAUCCAACGCAUCCGAGCUCUGUAUCACUCCAAGCUGGCUGUUGGUAACAAGGAACGCCUGGGUGUCUUUUCUAGAGUUCUCGUUCAACACAUUGCACAUCUUGGCAACUCGAACGCACCGUCUGCACCGAUAGAGGGUCUCAUCAGACAUGUCCACUCACUCGCAAAAACUUAUCCCUUGGAGAUUUCACGGGAAUUCCGUAUGCAUUUACAAACAAUUGGGAGCGAAAGGCCACUUGGAAUUGUCAAAGGAGACUUGAUGAUCAUGACGGCCAUCGGCUCCAUUUACCCUACCUCGGAUCACUUCCACCGUGUGGUGACGCCAGCAAUGCUCACCAUGGCGAGAUAUCUGGGACAAAAUGUGCCGAAAACACUUGCAAACCACGCUACGGGCCUGUACCUGGCAAUUCUGUCGCUGCAGUACCAGGCAUUUUCCAAACGUUACGUCCCAGAGGUGAUGAACUUUGUCCUUAAUACACUACUGGCUCUGGCUCCAGUCGAGUGUGCUGAUGAGCUCGGUUUCUUCCCGGUCCAUCGCCCUCCUCCGGAGAUCAGGAUGAGGGACGGCCAGGGAGAGGCAGUAGGAAGACUGGACUGCAAUGACUGCUCAUCCUCCAGUACCAAGUCUCCAAACUGCCUCAAAGCUGCCCUCCUGGACACCUCACUCAAGGUACUCUCCUCCGCUGCUGAUUUGUGGAGCGGGAAGUCGGCAUUCUUUGAGACCUUUGAACCAUCCACCAAGGUCCUUGCACAUCUGACAUCCAAAGUCUGCAAACCCCACCUGCCGCCGUCUAUCGUCAAGGAAGCCACGCGCCUGCAGAAGCACCUCGCCGCCAGCCUCAACAGCGCCCGGCUGUCGCGUCGGCCGUUGGAGCUGCACCACCACAAGCCGGUAGCGAUCCGGACGUAUGUGCCCAAGUUCGAGGACUCGUUCGACCCCAACAAGCACUACGACCCGGACCGGGAGCGGGCCGAGCUGGCCAAGCUGCGGGCCGAGCACAAGAAGGAGCGCAAGGGCGCGAUGCGGGAGCUGCGCAAGGAUGCCAACUUCAUGGCGCGCGAGAAGCUGCGCAUCAAGAAGGUCAAGGACGAGGCCUACGAGAAGAAGUUCAAGAGGCUCGUCGCCGAGAUCCAGAGCGAGGAGGGCCGCGAGGCAAACGCGUACGAGCGCGAGAAGGCGCAGAGGAAGAGGGCCAGGAAGUGA